CCGCCUUCCCACAACGUGGGCUCAGAGGAACAACCGCUGCUGGUUGCCCUCUGGUCCCUUGAGGAAACCACUGGUCGGUCUCCAGUCCCAUCCAAGUCUUCCAACCCCUUGGUUUCUUGUUACCACAACAAGCCUUGUCGACGGGUGUCUCGCCUUGUCUUGCCUCUCCCACGCCUCCAUCCCACUCCAACAGCUACUUUACUUUGCACCCUUCCGGCUUGUCAAGGCAUUAUUGGGCCUUCACGUCGCAGAUACUUUUCUUGCUAUCUAUACUACUACAUCUACCCUCCCCGACUACUGGAAAUCCCCGCCGUCAGAUCUCAGGUCUUACCUUUGCGGCUCUUUCCUUCCCUCCUUCCAUCCCCUUCAUCUUCGUCGUUCCUUUCCUCCUUCUCCAAAAACCUUUGUCAAAUCAGUGGUCCAAGCCACCGGCAACGACGAUCAUCGUGGGACCUUCCCCCAGGCGCAUGGGUAACUUCGGGGUCUUCAUCACACUCGAGCCAUGGACGACCACCAAGAUGGCUUCUCAACGGCCUUCGAUCCCUCCUCAACACUCUUCAACAUGCCUUAUUCGACAAUGUUGCCAGAUCACGAACACGAACAUUUUUUCGGUGGAACCCUCUCAAUUUCUCACGACGAGUCUUGCUUGGACAUGAAGUUUGACCACACUGCUUGCAGGGGUCCCGAGAACAACCAUCAACAUCACCCCGUACCCAACCACAACCACCCUCGAACCAACCUGAGCUCAAUACCGAUGCUCCAGCGAAGACACCAUAGCAUCUCUGCAAUGCCAAACUUGCCCAACUUCUUCGAAGCCAAGGACCAGCCGCCUGUUGGUUUUGGCACGAAUGCCCUCAUGUCACCAACCGCGCACGUGGACUUCAGUGCCAUGAUCCAUACCGACUCCAGUACCAACGUUGAAGACGAUAGUACGUCGAUAGGGUGCAGCAGUCUGAACUGCGAUCAGUGCGCGAGCGACUGCGGCGGCAGUGACGCCGGCGAUGUCUGUCGAGCCAUCGAGUGCGGUUCAAUCUGCAACGACACCAAGUGCAAUGAGCCUGCUUCGCCCUGCGAAAAAGCCGAGUGUAUGACUGGCUCGCUCUCGGAGAAGGACAAGGCUGCCGCAGAUGUGCUGGCAUCUUUCGGCGGGGAGAGCUCUCUGGGCCAAGACACGAUGUCUACUACAUCGAUGCCACCGCUGCCAGCUUCCCAUUUCUUCUCCGCCCACAGCUCUUUCGAAAACAGAGGGAUUUCAACGGCUAGCCAAGGCUCUUUCCACAACGGAGGACUGCCUUCGACGAUGGUCCAGUCGAACAUGGGCGGGUUCUACCAGUGCGAUGCCGACUUCCUUCUUAACACUUAUAUGGAUACGAAUAUGGACGGCAAUGCCGUCUGGGCGUCAUGGGCGGCGCAUAUUGCCAAUGAGCAUGCUUCGGGGGCUUGUGUGCGUCCUUGUCUGAUGGAGCAAAAUCUCCCUUUCGACAACACCAAAUGUCCCAUGCCUCAUCAGGUGUAUGCCCAUCCAGGUCAAGAGUACUUCUGCGUUCCUUCUGGCCAGGCACAAAACCUUGUUGCCUGCGGUGCCGAGUUUAACAGCACUACGGAUCUCAUUCAGCAUAUCUUCACGGAACACCAACAUCAACACUCGGACGGAGAUAACCUUGGCUAUUUCCCGGAUGCACCUCCGCCUACACUGCCUCUGAUGGCUUCUCAGCAUCACGAACUACAUGCCCAUCCACGUUCAUCGGGCCCUGUACACGUCCCCAUGAAGCUCCCCCAGAACAGGGCAUCCUCAACAAACUCCUCUAUAUCGAGACCCCUGACAGCCUCGUCGCCAGUAGCAUCUCCCAACACUGCUCCUUCCGAGGCCAGUCUUGUGACAUCUGAGCAGUUUGCUUGCAAGUGGCGCAGGGAAGAAGAUGGCCGGGUUUGUGGCUUGAUUUUUCAAAAAGACGAGCUUCUGCAGAGUCAUUGUCGUGAGCAGCAUCUCAAGGACUUGAACAAAACGGAUAAGGGCUUCAAAUGCCGGUGGGAGGGUUGUUCCCGCGACGGGCACUUCACGCAGAAGAGCAAGCUGGAGCGCCAUCUGCAAACACACACUGGGUUCAAGCCAGUUCAAUGCACUGUUUGCGGUCUGGCACUCUCCGCGAAACAGUCUCUUGCUCAGCACAUGCGUAUUCAUACUGGAGAAAAGCCGUGGGUAUGCCAGCACCCGGGUUGCGAUGCUGCCUUCAAGCAGCAAAGCGCUCUCACGAUGCAUAUGCGAACCCAUACCGGCGAGAAGCCCCUGAGCUGUGACGUAUGCGGCAAGGCGUUCGGCGAGUCCUCUAACCUAUCAAAACACCGAAAAACCCACAAUGUCAAGGGUGCCUUCAAGUGUGAUUUCUGCGAUAAGGACUUCCACAGACUUGACCAGAAGCGGAGGCACGAGAAGACUCAUAGGGCCAAGGAGAAUCUCGGCGCUACCAUGGACGUGGAUACGGCUCACACUAUCAGAAAGACCCAGGGUGGCCGAGUCACGAAGAAUACGAAGUGAUCGAAUUGGGGUGGGGUUUGUCAACAUGGAUUUCUUUUGUUACUGCUUUUCUUCGAGGGCGAAAUGGCUCAGCAUGCAGUCAUCACUUUUCAUCGACGUCUCAUGAGAUACCUUUGGGGGCUCCAAGAUUUCGGACCGGCGUUUGAUAGAGACGGGGAACAGGUCAGGGCGGCAUACCAGGCUUCGGUGUUCAAGGCGGCAGAAAGAAUUAAUAUGACAGGUUACGGUGUACUUUGCAAUCAGCAGGAGUUUAGGCCGGGAGAGAAAAUAAGUUUACGUUCCGACUGAUGGACGGGCAUGCGGUUGCUACGGCCAGAAGCUGUCGGCAAACCCGGCACCGGACCUAGUACAAUUCGAAGAAGAGUUUUAGCCCAUCAAAAUUGUCUUUC
This is a messenger RNA of Colletotrichum destructivum, 2925 nucleotides long. Its product is annotated as Putative Zinc finger C2H2-type. Gene Ontology annotation, cellular component: nucleus. The record is from RefSeq and is a predicted model, not a curated record. The transcript has 3 exons. The coding region runs from base 503 to 2536 and encodes 677 amino acids. Lineage: Eukaryota; Fungi; Ascomycota; Sordariomycetes; Glomerellales; Glomerellaceae. Gene Ontology annotation, molecular function: DNA-binding transcription factor activity, RNA polymerase II-specific; RNA polymerase II cis-regulatory region sequence-specific DNA binding. Gene Ontology annotation, biological process: regulation of transcription by RNA polymerase II.